Messenger RNA from Argentina anserina (silverweed cinquefoil), 1661 nucleotides. RefSeq names its product V-type proton ATPase subunit H. The record is from RefSeq and is a predicted model, not a curated record. Gene Ontology annotation, cellular component: vacuolar proton-transporting V-type ATPase, V1 domain. The coding region runs from base 126 to 1481 and encodes 451 amino acids. The transcript has 12 exons. Gene Ontology annotation, molecular function: proton-transporting ATPase activity, rotational mechanism; heme binding; protein binding. Lineage: Eukaryota; Viridiplantae; Streptophyta; Magnoliopsida; Rosales; Rosaceae. Gene Ontology annotation, biological process: proton transmembrane transport.
GCGAGAUUAACAUUAUUGCAGUUGUCCUUCUCUCGUUCAUCUCUUUCCCGAGUCCUGACGCACACAGGGACACAGAGAGAGCCAGAGAGGAGAGAGUCUCUGAGGUACUCGAUCACCAGUGAGCAAUGGACCAUGCUGAGCUCACCACUGAGCAGGUUCUGAAACGAGACAUCCCAUGGGAGCAAUACAUGACCACCAAGCUCAUCACCGGAACCUGCCUUCAGCUCUUACGCCGUUAUGAUAAGAGAUCCGACACUUGCCGAUCACAGUUGCUUGAUGAUGAUGGCCCAGCUUAUGUUCAAGUUUUUGUUGGCAUCUUACGUGAUAUUUUCAAGGAAGAAACUGUUGAAUACGUUCUUGCUUUAGUCGAUGAACUGCUUACAGCCAACCCCAAAAGAGCAAAAUUGUUCCAUGAUACUUCUCUUGCCGAUAAAGAUGUUUACGAGCCUUUCUUAAGAUUGCUUUGGAAGGGUAAUUGGUUCAUACAAGAGAAGAGCUGUAAGAUACUUGGUUCUAUAGCGAGUGCAAGGCCCAAACCCCAAGGGACCGUCGCAAAUGGAGAAGCCUCAAAUUCAAAGAGUAAAAUCACCACUAUUGAUGACGUCUUGAAAGGACUGGUAGAAUGGCUUUGUGCACAGCUGAAGAAGCCUUCCCAUCCUAGGCGUGGGAUCCCAACUGCCAUCAGUUGCCUUGCAACCUUACUAAAGGAGCCUGUGGUUAGAUCUUCUUUUGUUCAAGCAGACGGGGUGAAGUUACUUGUUUCCUUAAUUUCUCCAGCUUCCACCCAACAAUCCAUGCAGCUUCUGUAUGAAACAUGUCUAUGUGUCUGGCUCCUUUCCUAUUAUGAACCUGCAAUUGAGUACCUGGCUACUUCUAGAACACUUCCUCGACUCAUAGAAGUUAUCAGGAGCUCAACAAAGGAGAAGGUUGUCAGAGUUGUUGUUUUGACCCUGAGGAACUUGCUCUCCAAAGGAACAUUUGGGGCACAAAUGGUGGACCUUGGACUGCCUCAAAUUGUUCAGAGUUUGAAAGCACAAGCGUGGAGUGAUGAGGAUCUCCUGGAGGGAUUAAAUCAGCUGGAAGAAGGUUUAAGGGAUAAUAUCAAGAAAUUAAGUUCUUUUGAUAAAUAUAAGCAAGAAGUCCUCCUUGGCCAUCUUGACUGGUCACCGAUGCACAAAGAUGCAAUAUUCUGGCGUGAGAACAUUACCAACUUUGAGGAGAACGACUUUCAGAUUCUAAGAGUGCUGAUUACUAUUUUAGACACAUCCAGUGAUCCAAGGGCUUUGGCUGUUGCUUGCUUUGAUAUAUCACAGUUUGUCCAGCACCAUCCGGCUGGAAGAAUCAUAGUAACUGACCUCAAGGCCAAAGAGCGUGUCAUGAAACUGAUGAAUCAUGAAAGUUCCGAGGUUACCAAAAAUGCCUUACUAUGCAUUCAGAGGCUUUUCCUAGGUGCCAAGUAUGCGAGUUUUUUGCAGGCUUAAAUGAUGGGCAAAUUUAAUCCCUGUGGUGAUGGAUUAGUGUCAAUGGCACAUUAGUCGUUCAUAUAGUAUUUGUUCUAGCAUUUAUCAUCUAAAUGAAACAAACUACUGAAAUUUAAUUUGUUGUUUAUUAUCUCUGCCAUAUUUAUUGAGUAAAAUAAAUCCCGUGGGGUGAAUUAUUGA